This is a messenger RNA of Achroia grisella, 834 nucleotides long. RefSeq names its product oligoribonuclease, mitochondrial. Lineage: Eukaryota; Metazoa; Arthropoda; Insecta; Lepidoptera; Pyralidae. Bases 80 to 727 code for a protein of 215 amino acids. The transcript is spliced from 3 exons. Gene Ontology annotation, molecular function: nucleic acid binding; 3'-5'-RNA exonuclease activity. Gene Ontology annotation, cellular component: mitochondrion. The record is from RefSeq and is a predicted model, not a curated record.
UCUGAAAAAAAAAUGCCACGCGUUUACUGUCCUGUUUUAUAAUUCAACUUUAGUUAUUAUUAUUUUAAAUUUAUUCUAAAUGAAUGUGUUUCGGCAAUAUUUAGUUUUAUCCGUUACUGCAUUACGAAAAUCUGUACGAUAUAAUUCAUGUAAGUAUUUAAAUCCAAGUCUCAACAUGGCAAAAAGUGAGUCCAAGAGGAUUGUAUGGAUGGAUUUAGAGAUGACAGGCCUUGAUAUCAACAAAGAUCAUAUUCUUGAGAUUGCAUGUUUAGUGACUGAUGGAGACCUCAAUGUGGUAGCGACUGGUCCUAACAUUGUUAUACAUCAGCCAGACAAUAUUCUAGCAAAUAUGAACUCUUGGUGUGUGGCCCAACAUGGUGAGAGUGGAUUGACACAGGCUAGUAGAAACUCCAAAAUAUCAAUACAAGAUGCUGAGACGAAAGUCCUCGAGUUUGUCCGGAGACAUGCACCUGAAAAGAAAUGCCCAUUAGGCGGGAAUAGUGUCUAUAUGGAUCGUUUAUUUAUCAGAAAGUACAUGCCCAAGGUUGAUGAUUAUUUACACUACAGAAUAAUAGAUGUAAGCACACUCAAGGAGUUGGCCAAGCGUUGGUACAAGAAAGAGUAUUCAAAUGUACCACAGAAAGGCUUCAAACAUCGGUCUAUAGAUGAUAUUCUUGAAAGCAUAGAAGAGCUCAAGUAUUAUAGAGAUACUAUAUUUAAGCAUUAAUAAUUAACAAUCAUUAUUUAAUUUAAUAUAAACACUUUACUUUUAUUGUACAGGCAAAAAAAUUGUAAAACGCAAGCUUAAUGCCUUAUGGUGUGUUGAAAGCGUUG